Messenger RNA from Ipomoea nil (Japanese morning glory), 1303 nucleotides. RefSeq names its product probable receptor-like protein kinase At5g18500. NCBI's taxonomy places the organism in Eukaryota, Viridiplantae, Streptophyta, Magnoliopsida, Solanales, Convolvulaceae. Gene Ontology annotation, biological process: protein phosphorylation. The record is from RefSeq and is a predicted model, not a curated record. Gene Ontology annotation, molecular function: ATP binding; protein kinase activity. The coding region runs from base 66 to 1187 and encodes 373 amino acids. The transcript has 7 exons.
UCUGUUAAUGCCCUUUAUGGCUUUGCACUUGUAAUUAAUCAUCUUUACUCUAAGGCUUCUAUUAAAUGAUGAACUCCUCAGAAUCUGUUACUGGAGAUGAAGGAAGCGAGGCAGGACGACGGGCAAUUGGCUAUAGCAGAGGUCUUUGGAUUCUUAUUGGUGGUGUAAUGGGGAUUAUAAUAGUGAUAUCAGUGGCAUUGUGGAUCAUGUAUCAGAAAAGGGCUCAAAAGAAACCUAUAAAAACAGGAACAGUAUCAAUGUAUUCAUUCUCUGAAGAACCCAGCUCCUUGAACAUUUCACUGAAAGAUAUCUAUUCUGCAACUAACAAUCUCAGUGCUUCACACUUCAUUGGUCAAGGAAUAGCUGGGAAGGUGUACAAAGGUGUACUGUCACAUGGCCAGCAUGUCGCAAUCAAGCACAUAAUUAAGGACGGACAAAUGGAAACAUUUGUUAGGGAAGUCACAAGCCUCUCACACAUCAGACACCCAAACCUUGUAGCCCUGCUAGGUCACUAUGAUGGACAAAAUGAGUGUUUUCUCGUCUAUGAGCUGUGCCACAAUGGGAACCUUUCUCAAUGGCUUUUUGAUAAAAAUAAGGUUCUUUCUUGGACCCAAAGACUUGAAAUUGCAAUAGAUUGUGCUAGGGGGCUGUUGUAUCUCCAUACAUUUCCUGAAGGGUGCAUCGUUCACCGCGAUAUCAAGCCAACAAAUAUUCUUAUUUCUGCCAACUUCCAAGGUAAACUAUCAGACUUUGGGCUAUCUAAGGUUAUUGACCUUGGCAACUCCUAUGCAAGCUCAGAAGUAAGAGGGACAUUUGGUUAUGUUGAUCCCGAGUAUCAAAAGAAUCGUCGAGUCAAUUCGUUUGGAGAUGUGUAUAGUUUCGGGAUCGUUCUGCUGCAGCUCUUGUCCGGUCAGAGGGUUAUCAACAUAGAUGCGAAUCGCCCGAUGCCUCUAAACAAAAUGGCAAAAAAUCUGACAAAGGGUAAGAACAUCAAAGAAUUUGCAGAUCCCAAACUUGGUGGAGAAUACCCUGAAGGGGCCUUUGAACUUAUGUUUAAGCUAGCUUUGUCAUGCACUGGGCUUAAACAGCAAAGACCAUCCAUGGAUAAGGUGGUUGCUACGCUAGAAAACGCCCUACAUUUUUCGACGAGAGAUAAGUCUCUUGAUCCUUACUUUCUGCCAUUGUAGUACUAUAAUAAUGAUACUCUGAUUUAAAACACUCAAAUGCUUGCUAUAAUGUUAUUGGCAACAUAUGAAGUGUUCCUAAGAUUGUAAUCCUUGUAAAGAUAUUUGUGGAUGAAAAG